AACCAAUUUCUAAACCAAAAUUACAUUGUUUCAAAGUUAUUACACCUGGAAGAACUUAUAUAUGUUGUGCUCCGAAUGAUGAAACACAAGUUGCACGGUUAGCAGCUAUACAAGUUGCUUUAAGUAAAAUAAAAGAAAAAAACAAAGAUACAACAACUGGACAGAAUACAAUUAAAAAAAAAUUCCAUUAA
Molecule: messenger RNA, 191 nt
Organism: Entrophospora sp. SA101
Lineage: Eukaryota; Fungi; Glomeromycota; Glomeromycetes; Entrophosporales; Entrophosporaceae
Source: the annotation of a GenBank genome assembly